AUGAGUCAGAACACUGAAAAUACUUCAGAUUAUAAUCCCAAGCAAGUUUCUGAAAAUGUUGAUUCUUAUAGAGACCACCAAGCUAGCCUUAUUCACACUGACUCUCAAAUAUCUCAAACAUCAACCAUUACUGGCAUGGAUCACUACUUAGAAACUGAAGACAAUGAAGACGAUGAGAAUCAUAAGGACAAUAAUACUGACAGUGAUAAAGGCCUAGAGGAAUUCAGUGACCUUUUUGCUAAAACUUCACAUGACCAUCAUAAAGCUUCUGAUAACGAAGAAAAUCACGAAGACGACGAUAACAGAAGAAGGCAUGAUGAUGAAGAGGUGGAAUAUAGCGACGAAAAUAGCAAAGUAUAUAAUAAAAGAGAGAAUAUCAGAGAGUAUCGUAACGAUGAAAAUCAUUACAAUGAUAAUUUCGAAAAUCAGAGUUCAUUAUUUAAUGGUGAAAAACAAAUGUUUGAUUACAAUAAUAAUGGAAUGUUUAAUCAUGAUAACCAUGAUUCUUUGGAGGAUGUUGAAAUGAUAAAUAAUGGGUCAUCGCGAUAUGAAUCAGAUAGUGAAAGUGGUCCACAAUCGAGUAAGCGAAUUAAAAGGAAAAAGCUAGAUGAAAUCUUAGGGCGUGAAGACGGUGAGACCGACAUGGAUGAUGAAACAAUGAUUGAUAAUGAUCAAGAACCAGAACAAGAUAAUGCUUUCGCUCCGAUACCGGAGGGUUUAUGUGUUGAAUGUCGAGAUCAGGAAGCUUCAUUUUUUUGUGAGCAAUGUAGUGAAGAUUUUUGUGAAGUAUGUUUCUCUAUGAUUCAUCGCACAGGAAAUCGGCAAAAGCAUACCAAAAAAAACUUAAAAAAUGAACAAAGCAACGAUGUACUAGAAAAUGACACCAAAGAUGUUGAAUCUGUUUCGCAAAAAACUUCAAACAGUUAUACGGGCCUUGAAGGAUCGUAUUUUGAUGAUCCGGAUGUCGAAUCUAAAACAACCUCAUUUGGCUCAUCAAGAGACGAUUCGGCGUUCGGAAAACGGCUAGUGGAACGUUCUAAAUAUAUUCCCAUCCGAUUGGAAGCUGCCCUUAAUGUUUCUGAAUAUACGGAUAAAAUCGAUAUUAUAUCACAUUCUUUAAACAAAAAACACCGUAUCGUUCAACAGAUCAAAGAAUUAUGCAGCAUUUUGUCUGGCUUAGUCGUUGCAAGUGACUAUAAAAAAGGUCAAGAAAUGUUCGCAAAUAAGAUGUAUGAAGAACAUGAACAAUUCUUUCAAGAUAUUUUUGAAAUAGGGAGACGACACAAAAUAAUGAACCCAGAAAAAAUGAGAGAUGCUUAUGGAAAACUGAUGUACAUGUUAAUGGACUCUAUUUUACCAGAAGUUCAAUCGUUGCUUUCUUUUAAUUUGGUCAAACCCAUAAAAACUGUUCACGGUUUUCUUGAGGAGCGAGAUGGUCUUGAUUUACUUUACGAUGAAAAAGUUGCUAUUGCUACCAGGGAAAUUAAACCGGAAGGAAAAAUGAGAUUCCAAAUAAACAAAGAGAUCAGGCAAAAAGAAAUGGCUGUUGAAACAUUAAGCCGUAAAUAUGAAAAUAGUAAACUAUCAUCCGACGACAUAAAAACGUGUUUAUAUAGCAUUGGUGAUAACAACUCUUAUUUGAGGGCAAAUCGCGAUUGCUGUGACCGUAUGCUCAAACAUUUGAUAGAUCACUUUCAUCCAAGAGAGGUCAGAGACGGCUAUUCUUUGGCUAUUCAUUCUGGACGCAACGGCGCACGUCUCACACACAAUCAUGAAAUGCAGUAUUGUUAUGCUAACCAAACAUUGUCACUCUGGAGCGAGAUUCAAAAUGAAAUGUUUAUGCUUUGGUUUUUAGCCGACCGUGAUAUGCUAUCAGAAUCUAAUCUCUAUAGAUUACGAGAUACCGGUCAAGGCUUGAACAGAGUUCAAAAUUGUCCAUCUGUUUCGAGAGCUAUGCACAUAAUUCUACAUCGUGCUCAACAAAAAGCAGGUUAUUGGGUUGGAAGCUCGGUUAUUCAUCUAGGUGAUAAAAACGUACCAAAUGCACUCAUGUUUAUUGAUAAGUACAAUCAAGUUUCACGCAUAUUAAAUCCAAUAUUGAUAUGUCUCGAUAAUAUCAGACCUUUGACUGAAAAAAAUUCCGGUAUCCGAUCUUAUAUUAAGGAUUCUUUUGGAGGUGUUGAGGAUCUCACUAAAAAAAUUCUUGCAGACUUUUUCAAAUCUGCUUUUGAUGGCAGUGGUGCUGACAAUUUCUUUGAUGCUGGAAGUUGUAUUGAUGGACGUUUAACAAGUGCCUGGAACUGGUGUUCGUUAAUCGAAAAGAAGACAUAUUUUCCAGUGUUUUUAUUAACG
Cetraspora pellucida is the source of this 2352-nucleotide messenger RNA. The record is from the annotation of a GenBank genome assembly. Lineage: Eukaryota; Fungi; Glomeromycota; Glomeromycetes; Diversisporales; Gigasporaceae.